Molecule: messenger RNA, 1698 nt
Organism: Leishmania major strain Friedlin
Lineage: Eukaryota; Euglenozoa; Kinetoplastea; Trypanosomatida; Trypanosomatidae
Exons: 1
Coding region: 1-1698 (565 amino acids)
Source: RefSeq, a predicted model, not a curated record
AUGUCUGCACCACACCUGUUAUCUUUCCUACACCCAGCCGCGUCUUGUAGCCCGCCUCCCAUCGCCGUGCUGACAUGGAUGCUGGCGAUGGAGGAACGGCUGGGCCGCCAGGCUGUACACAUCGCGGAGCUGGAGGCAAGGCACGACAUCACUGCUCUUCUAGCUCGCUCCUACUUCGCGAUGUCGACGUCAUGUCCGCGUUCGGAGUGGCGGCCUGUUCGCUCAGAGCCAGGCUCACAGCUGGAGUGCCUGGCUGCUGCAUCAAGCGGCCACCGCGAGAACGACGGCGACGCGGUGACGAAGCAAUUGUGCCGCGCCGCGUCCUGCGCAGAACCUCUGUCGCCAACAGCGUUCUCUCUCAGACACACACAAGCCUCUGCGCAGACUGGCGCGUUGGCACGACAAGACGAAAACGGCACACGCCGCAGCACGCCAGAGCUGCCGCUGUCUUCCUUCUGGCAGCAGCUGGCAGACCUCGAUGAUCGACUUACCGAAGUAGAGUGGACAACGGUGCACUGCGAAGGGUCGCAGCCGACGGCCGCCGCACGUCGACCUCAACAACACCGUGUCGACUCGUCCAGGCCAACGAUGGACGAUUGUGUUGCUCUUCUCGACUCUCUGCUCACAUCGCAAGAGGGGACGCGCACGCCUCAAUGGAACGCCAUGACAGCCGACGCAGAGCUACCGCGGCGACAGCAGCGGCCGUCGCAAGAGACGGAGCGCCAUCUGCCGCUGCAGCUCCACUCUCGGCAGCAGUACAUACUCAGUGUACUCGCCAAGCUUCGCGAUGCUCUGCGCAGCACCCAAGCCUCAUACAAGGCAGCCACGGGUAUCCGCACACCCGUCUCGUUGGAGACGCUGCUGCAGCUGCCACCGGAGACCUUGCCCCUUCUCAUGUGCACCGACGACGGCACGCGCGACGUGCGUCAGCCUCAGUGCAGUCAUCCCUGCGAUGCCUCUGGUGGAACAGCCGCGUGUUGUGGCCUCUUGUCCAGCACCUCUAUUUACACGCUGUGGGCCACGCUCAUGGAUGGCGUCGACACGCUCCCCUGUUUCUCGCGCGCUGUGGCAGAGGCGCUCUGGGCAGCAGUGCUGUGGAUGCAUGUGUGCGCCACUCUUGCGCCUCCCCGCCACGGCGAAACGCCGGCGUCCGCGCCUGCGGGCCGACGCAGCAACGCCGCGGGUGAAGACGCAGCACCUCACGGUCAGACGUUUUUCGCGCCCAUCGCGAGCGGCAAGGGAGAAAUACGCAGCCACGUUCGACCUCUUCGAGCUGAAGUGCAGCAGCAGCGCGCCGCUUCCGCGUCUCCGUUGCAACGCCGACCAGUAAGGAGUGAAGCAGAACCUCGACAACUGCGCUCUCCCUCGGAGGCGCGUCAGCGAUUGGCUGUACGUCAGCAGCGCGCCAUCGCCCCGACUCUGAAGAGUCGGCUGCAAGAGGAGGAGGAGCGGUGGGCGUACCGGGACUUUCCUGUCCGCCGCGGAUUCACCGCGCCGACGGUGUACGACGAUCUCUUUCCGUUGCCGACUGCUGUCUCAGCGUUUGUGAAGCCCCCAGUGUAUACCGUGCCAUCGCCGUCACUGUUGGCCGAACGGAGCAGCGGUGCUGCAGUUGCAGAGGCAAAGGAGGAGGCGGCGACAACCGUCGAACUCGGCUUCUAUACUGGGCCUGCCCGUAGGCCGCGGUCGCUCGUGUAA